Pangasianodon hypophthalmus (striped catfish) is the source of this 10743-nucleotide messenger RNA. RefSeq names its product cadherin, EGF LAG seven-pass G-type receptor 2 (gene celsr2). Lineage: Eukaryota; Metazoa; Chordata; Actinopteri; Siluriformes; Pangasiidae. Gene Ontology annotation, molecular function: G protein-coupled receptor activity; calcium ion binding. Gene Ontology annotation, biological process: cell surface receptor signaling pathway; G protein-coupled receptor signaling pathway; homophilic cell-cell adhesion. Bases 320 to 9292 code for a protein of 2990 amino acids. The transcript has 34 exons. Gene Ontology annotation, cellular component: plasma membrane. The record is from RefSeq and is a predicted model, not a curated record.
ACACACACACACACACACCCUCCACUCCACUCGCGCGCUCAGUCCCCCGCGGUGCAUUGAAACCGGUUUAUGUAAAUGAGUGGUGGUGCUGGAGCCAUUUUAAUGCGUGACUCUGAGCAGAGCGGAGCUUCAUUCACUCUGCACGAGUGUGUGUGUGUGAGAGAGAGUGUGUGUGUGUGAGAGUGUGUGUGUGAGAGAGAGAGAGAGAGAGAGAGAGAGAGAGGAAUAAAAGCCGGGGUCCGUGUUUCUUUUGCUUGCACCGGAUUAACGCGCGGAGGAGAAAGAGGAGAGGAAGAGGAGAGGAAGAGGAGAAGCAUGGAUGCGUCUCAACAAAGACGGAAAAGAAGUUCUGAGUGAAUGUGAAGUUGAACAGAAAGUACAGCAGGAAAUUUCCGAGAUGAAGUGGGAUCUGCUGUUUUGUCUCCUCGCGUGCUUGAAACUCCCGUCGCGCUUCGUGCACGGUUUCGUGGUGAACCUCCGCGCGGACGCGAAACCGGGCAGCACCAUCGCACGCGCCGGGCACCGAGGCUCCGCGUGCGCCCUGGAUCAAGUCAUCGCUCCGAGGUUCACGAGGAGUUUUCUCAGAACUGACCCCUCCGAGGGCACGGUGUCCGUCUCGGGGUCUCUGCCCCGCUGCCGCGCUUUACCGGCGAACCCCUUUCCGGUGUACACGGUGACCGACUGCGCGAGCGACGCCCCCGGGUUCAGGCACCUUUUGAUCAGACAGUACCACGUGCGCGUCCGCGGGAAGGACUGCCAGAGCAAACCUGGACGCAGGGAACGAUGGGACAUGGAGGUCAUAACAUUGUUGAACCUGCACGACCAGGAGACCAAAUGUCACGAGCCCGGACGUGCGCUCUUUCACAUACAGGAAGUGCUACCUUUACACACAAGUUCAGUUUGCAACACAAGCGGGACUGAGUUUUACAUUUCUGGGGGUGAACUGUUCGUAUCCGAGCCGCUCUGCUUGAAGCACAACUCACUGCUGGAGUUUGAUCUGCGUUGCCAGGGACAAGCACCGGACGGGGCAGUUUCCACACACUGGCACUUAGGUCAGGGUUCCUUCAGGCAAACUUACCUGGAACGGUUACUAUCGAAAGUGGCGGCGCAGAGCGAUUCCGGUUUGCUUAGCAGGAAAAAGAGGAACGCAAAGACAAACAGCAACCCGCAGUUUCAGCCUCCCAUGUACCAAGUGUCAGUACCGGAAAACAAACCUGCGGGAACGUCCGUGGUCACCCUGAGAGCGACGGAUCCGGACGAAGGAGAAGCGGGACGUCUGGAAUAUUCCAUCGAAGCCCUUUUCGACAGCCGUUCCAACAACCUCUUCAUCGUGGACUCUGCGAGUGGGUUAGUGUCCACCGUGGAGGAGCUGGACAGAGAGACGAAGGACACCCACGUCUUCAGAGUGACUGCCAUGGAUCACGGUUCGCCACGACGCACAGCCAUGGCAACUCUGACCGUGACCGUGAGCGACACAAAUGACCACGAUCCCAUGUUCGAGCAGCAGGACUACAAAGAGAGCGUGCGGGAAAACCUGGAGAUCGGCUACGAGGUGCUCACGGUGCGAGCCACAGACGGAGACGCCCCCGUGAACGGCAACAUUCUAUACAACAUUCUGAACAGCAAUGGAUCCAAUGACGUUUUCGAGAUUGACUCACGUUCUGGAGUGAUUCGAACACGUGGACCCGUAGAUCGUGAAACGGUCGAGUCUUACGUGCUUCUCGUUGAAGCUAACGAUCAAGGUCGUGACCCCGGACCUCGAAGUGCGACAGCGACUGUGCACAUAGUGGUGGAGGACGACAAUGAUAACGCGCCGCAGUUUAGUGAGAAACGCUACAUUGUUCAAGUACCUGAAGAUCUAACGCCCAAUACAGAGAUCUUGCAAGUGAAUGCUACUGAUCAGGACCGCGGCAGCAACGCCGUGGUUCACUUUAGCAUCAUGAGCGGUAACACCAGAGGACAGUUUUAUAUUGAUGCACAAACCGGGAAGUUGGACCUUGUUAGCCAGCUGGACUAUGAGACGAAUAAAGAAUACACCCUGCGAAUCAGGGCUCAGGAUGGUGGACGUCCACCUUUGUCCAACAUUUCCGGCCUGGUGACGGUGCAGGUCUUGGACGUGAAUGACAACGCUCCGAUUUUCGUCAGCACACCUUUCCAGGCCACGGUUCUUGAAAACGUCCCGCUGGGAUACUCGGUUAUACACAUUCAGGCCGUGGACGCCGACUCCGGAGACAAUUCCAGACUGGAAUACCGGCUCACAGAGACGACACCGAACUUCCCAUUUGCAAUAAAUAACAGCACCGGUUGGAUUGUUGUAGCAGCAGAGCUAGACCGAGAGAGCGUGGACUUCUACAGCUUUGGAGUGGAGGCUCGGGAUCACGGCACACCCGUAAUGUCGUCCUCCGCUAGCAUUAGCAUGACCGUCUUGGAUGUUAACGACAACAACCCGGAGUUCACCCAAAAAGCCUACUACAUGCGUCUAAAUGAGGAUGCCGCCGUCGGAACGAGUGUGGUGACCGUUUCCGCAGUUGAUCGGGACAUCAACAGCGUGGUGACCUAUCAGAUCUCUAGUGGAAACACAAGAAACCGAUUCUCAAUCACCAGCCAGAGUGGAGGAGGACUCAUCACACUCGCACUUCCACUUGACUAUAAACUGGAGAGGCAGUACGUUCUGAGCGUAACUGCUUCCGAUGGCACGCGAUUUGACAUGGCUAAGGUGUACAUCAAUGUCACGGACGCUAACACGCACCGUCCUGUUUUCCAAAGCUCGCAUUACACCAUCAACAUCAACGAGGAUCGUCCUGUGGGUACCACCGUCGUGGUGAUCAGUGCCACGGACGAGGACACGGGCGAGAAUGCGCGCAUCACGUACUACAUGGAUGACAGCAUCCCGCAGUUUAGCAUUGACCCGGAUUCAGGCGCUGUGACAACGCAGAUGGAGCUGGACUACGAAGAUCAGGUGUCAUACACGCUGGCCAUCACAGCUCGAGACAAUGGAAUACCGCAGAAAUCCGAUACCACCUACCUGGAGAUUCUCGUGAACGACGUGAACGAUAAUGCACCGAGAUUCUUGAGAGACCGUUACCUGGGCUCUGUAAUGGAGGACGUACCUGUGUAUACGAGUGUAGUCCAGGUGUCAGCUACUGAUCAGGACUCGGGCUUAAACGGUCGGGUUUUUUACACCUUCCAGGGGGGUGAUGAUGGUGACGGUGACUUUAUCAUCGAGUCUACGUCAGGAAUCGUGCGCACGCUGAGGAGACUGGACCGAGAGAACACUGCCGUCUACAGCUUGCAGGCUUUCGCUGUGGAUAAAGGACUUCCUGCCCUGAAAACCUCAGUGGACAUUCAAGUGACGAUCUUGGAUGUAAACGACAACCCGCCCGUGUUCGAGCAGGACGAGUUUGACAUCUUCAUUGAGGAAAACAGCCCCAUCGGUCUCGUCGUGGCCCACAUUUCAGCCACAGACCCCGACGAGGGAAGCAAUGCCCAGAUCAUGUACCAGAUCGUCGAGGGGAACAUCCCCGAAGUGUUCCAACUUGACAUUUUCACAGGUGAGCUCAUGGCACUGACGGACCUGGACUACGAGGCUCGAUCUGAGUACGUCAUCGUGGUCCAGGCCACUUCCGCUCCUCUGGUCAGCCGAGCCACCGUGCACAUCAGACUCAUCGACAGGAACGACAACGCGCCUGUCCUGAAGAACUUCCAGAUUAUUUUCAACAACUACGUGACGGAAAAGUCCAGCAGCUUCCCAACGGGGGUGAUUGGAAAAAUACCAGCCCACGAUCCGGAUGUAUCGGAUCAGCUGAGCUACAAGUUUGAGGCGGGAAAUGAGCUGCACCUGCUGAUUCUGAACCAGACCACCGGAGAGAUACGACUCAGCCGAGAUCUGGACAACAACCGACCGCUGGAGGCCUCGAUGAGGAUCUCUGUCUCGGAUGGCGUUCACUCGGUCUCGGCUCAGUGUUUGCUGCAGGUCACCAUUAUCACAGAUGAAAUGCUCUCCAACAGCAUCACGCUCCGAUUGGCUAACACCUCCCAGGAACGCUUCCUCUCCAUGCUAUUGGCUGAGUUCUUGGAGGGCGUGGCCCACGUUCUCUCCGCCCACCGUGAAGAUGUCAUCAUCUUCAACGUCCAAGACGACACAGACGUCAACGCCGCCAUUUUAAACGUCAGCCUGUCCGUAUUCCGACUGGGCGACAGGCUAGGGGGCGGGGCCUCACGCCUGGGGCUGAUGGGGGCGGAGUUUAUUGGCUCGGAGGAGCUCCAGGAGCGUCUGUACCUGAACCGGAGCCUGCUAGCGCACAUUUCCUCUCAGCAGGUCCUGCCGUUCGAUGACAACAUCUGCCUGCGCGAGCCGUGUGAGAACUACAUGAAGUGUGUGUCGGUGCUGAAGUUCGACAGCCUCGCGCCGUUCGUCACCUCCGACACCAUCCUGUUCCGCCCCAUUCAGCCAAUCACAGGCCUCCGCUGCCGCUGCCCGCCCGGAUUCACCGGCGAGUUCUGCGAGACCGAGAUCGACCUGUGCUACUCCAACCCGUGCGGGAACCACGGCGUGUGUCGCUCACAUGAGGGAGGGUUCACCUGCGAGUGUCUCCACGACUACACAGGUGAGCGGUGUGAGGUGUCGUCGCGCUCAGGCCGCUGUGUGCCGGGUGUGUGUAAGAACGGGGGUGUGUGUGUGAACCUGUUGGUGGGCGGGUUCAGGUGCGAGUGUCCGCCGGGAGCCUAUGAGAAACCGUACUGUCACAUGAGCACACGCAGCUUCCCCCCAAACACCUUCAUCACCUUCAAGGGUCUACGUCAGAGAUUCCACUUCACACUCACGCUCAGCUUUGCCACCAGAGAGCCGAACGGGUUGCUGCUCUACAACGGCCGCUUUAACGAGAAACAUGACUUCAUCGCCAUGGAGAUUGUUAAUGAGCAGAUCCAGCUCACCUUCUCGGCAGGUGAAACUAAGACAACGGUAUCACCCUUCAUCCCGGGGGGAGUGAGUGACGGGGAGUGGCACUCUGUUCACGUGCACUAUUACAACAAGCCUGUCCUGAAUCAGGCCGGUCUCCCACAGGGUCCAUCAGAUCAGAAGGUUGUCGUGGUAACGGUGGAUAACUGUGACACGUCGGUGGCACUUCGUUUUGGUCGCACCAUCGGCAACUACUCGUGUGCUGCUCAGGGCAGCCAGUCAGGAUCCAAGAAGUCUCUGGACCUCACAGGGCCGUUGCUGCUGGGCGGAGUCCCUCACCUGCCCGAGGAUUUCCCCGUGCAGAGCCGCCAGUUUGUGGGCUGCAUGAAGGACCUGCACAUCGACAGCAGAUACAUCGACAUGAACAGCUACAUCGCUAACAACGGCACUGUACCAGGAUGCUCAGCAAAGCGGCAGAUGUGUGUGAGCAGCCCGUGUGUGAACGGCGGAGUGUGUGUGAGUCUGUGGGGUUCUCUCAGGUGCGACUGCCUGCUGGGGUUCGGAGGGAGGAGCUGUGAGAAAGUGAUGCCGAACCCUCAGCGUUUCCACGGUAACAGCCUGUUGCUUUGGAAUGGCCUGGAUGCCGUGGUGAUCGUUCCCUGGCGACUGGAGCUGAUGUUCCGCACACGACAACCGACGUCUACGAUUUUACACAUCACCACUGAGCAGCAGCACAACCUCACUGUGCAGCUGCGAGACAGCAGUGUGUUGAUGUCUCUCUACCGUGGUGAGGACUCGGCUGUGUCUCGUCUCGAGGAGGCGAGUGUUGCUGACGGGGAGUGGCAUCACCUGCAGCUCGAAGUGCGCACUUCAUCAAGGGAACUAGUGCCAGGACCCACAGCGACACUCACACUCGACCACGGCCUCUACACGUCCUCUAUGGAGGUGGACAGUGAGAUUCAGGGAGCGGCGGUGAAGGUACUGAGUGUCGGAGGUGUUGCUGCCGGCAACGACAAGGUGCAUCAUGGAUUCCGUGGGUGUGUACAGGGUGUGCGUGUGAGUGAUGCCGUGCUGAGUGUGUUUCAGGCUCACAGAUUAAACGUGGAAGAUGGCUGCCAUGUGUCUGACCCGUGCGUCUCCAGCCCUUGCCCCGCCCACAGCUCCUGCACCAAUCACUGGGACUCCUACACCUGCACCUGUCUGCCAGGUUACUACGGUGACAACUGUACAGAUGUGUGCACUCUGAACCCCUGCGAGCACCAAUCAGCUUGCAGCAAGAAGUCAAGCUCCGCCCACGGCUACACAUGCGACUGUCGCAGUAAUUAUUUCGGACGCUACUGUGAGAAAAAGACUGACCUGCCGUGUCCUCGGGGUUGGUGGGGACACAAGACAUGUGGUCCAUGUAACUGUUCAACUGACAAGGGCUUCGAUCCAGACUGCAACAAGACCAGCGGAGAGUGUCGCUGCAAGGAUAACCACUACCGGCCGCUGGGCAGUGAUGUGUGUUUGCUGUGUGAGUGUUACCCCGUGGGCUCGUUCUCGCGUGUGUGUGACAGACAGAGCGGGCAGUGUCAGUGUAAGCCGGGCGUCAUCGGCCGACAGUGUGACCGCUGUGACAAUCCGUUCGCCGAGGUCUCAGCCAAUGGCUGUGAAGUGAUCUAUGACAGUUGUCCCCAGGCGAUUGAGGGAGGGAUUUGGUGGCCCAGGACGAAGUUCGGUCUCCCAGCAGCGGUGCCGUGUCCUAAAGGCUCCACAGGAACGGCAAUCAGACACUGUGAUGAACACAAAGGCUGGCUGCCUCCCAACCUCUUUAACUGCACCUCCAUCACCUUCACUAAGCUGAAGCAGCUGUGGGAGCAGGUGAACAGAAACAUGUCCAUGUUGGACUCUGUUAAAGUUCAGCAGGCUGCGUCUCUGCUCUACAACGCCACGGCACACACACACUCCUACUACGGCAGCGACGUUCAGAUCGCAUACCGCCUCACACACACACUGCUGCAGCACGAGAGCAACACACACGGCUUCAACCUGGCUGCUACGCAGGACGUCCGCUUCAACGAGCACCUGAUGCGUGUGUGUAGUGCAAUCCUGGCCUCAGACACACGUCCUCACUGGGAGCAGAUCCAGCAGACGCAGGGAGGAACAGCCGCGCUGCUGCAACAGUUUGAGGCGUACACACACACACUCGCGCAGAACAUGAGGAGAACCUACCUGAACCCCUUCACCAUCAUCACACCUAACAUAGUCCUCUCUAUCGAUCGUUUGGACAAGGUGAAUUUUGCCGGUGCUAAACUCCCUCGCUAUCAGUCUCUGCGUGGACUCCGCCCACUCGACCUCGACACUGCCAUCACGCUCCCUGAUUCCGUUUUUAGCCCCACCCCCGAGGGAAAAGGUCACCGACAUCACAGUGAUCCAAUCACGGAACUCAGUAGGAAUCACUCGGCCAAUCGGAAGAGGCGUCACCCUGAUGAGCGCGAGCAGCACGCCAUCACCAGCAUCAUCGUCUUUCACACACUCGCUACACUACUGCCUGAGAGAUACGACACAGACAAGAGGAGUCUGAGGGUUCCUAAGCGGCCGGUCAUUAACACUCCGGUGGUCAGUGUGAUGGUGUUUGAUAACGAGCAGCUCGUACAGCACACGCUGGAGAAACCCGUCACGCUGCAGUUCCGCCUGCUCACCACAGAGGAGCGCUCUAAACCCAUCUGUGUGUUCUGGAACCACUCCGUUGGUGUGGGUGGUUGGUCCUCUAAAGGGUGCGAGGUGGUUUUUAGGAACAACACACACAUCAGCUGCCAGUGUUACCACAUGACCAGCUUUGCCGUACUGAUGGACAUCUCACACAGAGAGAACGGUGAGAUCUUGCCCAUGAGGUUGGUGACGAUGUGUACAGUGUCAGUGACUCUGGGCUUCAUCUUCCUCACCAUCGUCUUCCUCACCUGUCUGAGGGACGUCAACUCCAACCUGAGCAGCAUCAUCAACAACGGAGCCUCCGCCCUCUUCAUCGCCCAGCUCCUCUUCAUCCUCGGCAUCAACCAGACCGACAACCCGUUUGUGUGUACGAUCAUGGCCAUCCUGCUGCAGUUCUUCUACAUGUGUGUGUUCUCGUGGCUUUUCCUCGAGAGUCUCCACGUGUACCGCAUGCUGAAUGAAGUGCGAGACAUAAACUACGGCCCCAUGCGCUUUUACUAUCUCAUCGGCUGGGGCGUGCCGGCCAUCAUCACCGGCCUGGCGGUGGGUUUGGACCCCGAGGGCUACGGAAACCCGGAUUUCUGCUGGCUCUCUCUGUAUGACACGCUGGUCUGGAGUCUCGCUGGGCCGAUCGCUCUCGUGGUGGCUAUGAAUCUGUUCCUCUAUAUCCUGGCCUCCAGAACAUCGUGCUCGUUUAAAAUACACAGCAGUGAGAAAAAAGAACCUCCAGUGUGCGGAUUGCGGACGGCGUGUGGUGUGCUGUUCUUGGUGACAGUAACGUGUUUACUCGCUCUGCUCUCUGUAAACACUGAUCUGAUUCUGUUUCACUACCUGUUCGCUGCAUUCAACUGUCUACAGGGUCCCUUCAUCUUCUUUUUCAGGAUUGUGUUCAGUAAGGAGGUUCGCAGCGCUGUACAGUACUGCUGCGGCAAAAAACGCCCAGAACACACCAUCAAAACCAAACCAUCAACGUACAGCAGUAGUUAUGUAGACGGACGUGUGUAUCAUUUGUCCUAUUCUGAAUCCAGUGUUUCUCUAAAUGGGACGCUGCAGAGCAUCAAGAGCCAACACAGUUACGUCCCCUUCAUACUGAGGGAGGAUGGAGGUUUGAAUAACAGUGAUGAUGCUCUGAACAACCAUGAAAACAAAGAUGACCCUGACUCAGACUCAGACAGCGACCUGUCAGAGAUGGAGGAUGAUCAGAGCGGCUCGUACGCCUCCACACACUCAUCAGACAGCGAGGAGGAGGAUGAGCAAUACACACCGGAAGAGUGGUGGGAAAACCACACACACAGCGGCCAGAGGGAACAGGAGUGUGAUUCAGGGGGCGGGGCCAAACCAAAGGCGGAGACUCUGACCCCUCCAGAGGAGAGAGCUGAGAAUUAUGGGAAAGAGAGCACACUGCCCUUACUACUACACAAUCCACACACACACCCACACAAAGGUAUUCUGAAGAAGAAACCUCUCUCUCCGAUCGCUGAGAGAAACGGGAUACAUCGAAUCCAUAACCAGCUGUCCGUCAGCCCCUCAGGCUCCGCCUCCUCCAGAGGCCCUGGCGCUUCCAUAGGCUCCUCCCCCAGCCAGGGCCGAAGGGGCGGAGUCACACAUGAUCGGCCAAACGGAGCUGCUACGAGUGUGGGGACAGGAGCGCGAGACAGUGACUCGUCUGGAUCAGACCACUCCCGCCAAACCUCCAUGUGACCAUGCCAACAACGUAAGGGGUGUGUCCACUAUCCCUGAAGCCACGCCCACCAGCCUCAGGAACACAGAAGGAAAUCCGAAGGCGUUGAACAAUCCCAUGAUUCCCGGCGCCUGUCUGCGUAACGGACUUCUCGUCACUGUGCCAAACGUCACACGAGACGCCGCUCUACACCGCGACGCCAUGUCGUUCUCUAGUUUUAUUUUCUUUAGGUGUUUGUUUACUUAAGUGAUGCACUUUUCUGAAGGAUCUCCACUGAGCGGCAAAAACGAAAACGACGAGACUUUAGACUCGAGGACGCGUAAAGACGCUAAGCUGAACGGGAAGCGUGGAGCGUUCGGGAAUAUCAGGGAAACUCCGUUCCUUCAUGGAGAGGUUGUACGGCUGAGAUCAGAAGGUGUUUAUUGUUCUCCACACUUCACUGCCGAGCACGCUUGGAGGAAACUCCCUUCCUGUACGCUAGGUGUGUGCCGAUAAUCAGCUAGACGAUAUACCGCGAUAUUAAUGAUAUCGUUAUCGUGAAUAAAAUACUCGUACCGCUCCUGCUUUCAGCUCAGCAUGAGGGCGUCUCAGUAGGAGGGAUUUUUGGGCACCUGUCCUCCACCGGCCCUUAUCUUGGACAGACUCAUCAUUCUCAGAGAAGAUCCCAUAAUUCUGUGCUGUACUUCCCACAGCAACACAGGCUAACAAAUUUAAACUACGAUAUUGUGACACUGUCGUGUGUUGUGAUGAAACGUUCAGUAAUUAUCACGAUAUAAAUGAUAUUGGGUGUAAACGGACAUCAUGGGCAUUAAAUUUUUGCUAAACUGCUGCUUUAAUAUCGGCACAUGCCUACUGCACACACACACACACACACACACACACACACACACACACACACGGAGUAAUGAUGCCUUCUCCACCAUCCAGCCUUCAUUUUAUACGACUGAUGGAGGAAAAAAGGACAAAACACGAAACCCUUUGAUACACUGAGAUUUUUUUUAAAUUAAAUAUCAGGAAAUCAUUUUAUACAGAUGUUUUUUUUUAUUAUUUGAAGAAAGUUGAAGGAUUUCACUCAGACUUUUGUAUUUUGUAGUUUAGAAAUGAAGGAUGCUGUUGUGCUUUUUUUGGCCCUUGUGUGUGUUAAACUCAGCUGUAUGUAUAAAACUCGGCUCUGCUGUUGUACAGGUUUGAUGUGAGUGUAAAUAUUCUGUAACGGUACUAAAAUCAGUCACUGCUCAUUGGUGUGUGUGUUAAAAGCGACACUGUCUCUGAAACUGAUGUUUGUAAUGGACUGCAGGAAAACAGCUAUUUUUUUGUAAGUGUUGUGCUUUUAUAGACGGAUGUUUCGUUCAGUUCUGACUUAUUUUUGGUUUAUUCUCACUUUUGCAUUUUAUUCCAAAAUGGAAUCACGUUAUUAAGAUUCAGGUCAUUUCAGUUUUAUACGUAAUAAAUACAGUCAUGUGCUUAUUUA